GCUGUAUUUCUUUCUUCUUUUCUGAGCUUUCUCUACUGCAUUUGACUCCUCGUUCUGCGUGCUCUGCCUCUCGGUCAUAACUCUCUCCCUGAGCUUGAUGCUUCAGUUUCGCUAGGCUGAUAUCUUCUAAAGACUUGAAAAUGGCGGAAAAAUAUUGACGCCUAGCCAAAAGAAGGUACCAGUAACUAUCAACCGUCUUGCCAGUAGUUUUCUCUCUCUCUCUCUCCAACAACCCCCACCCGACUAUUCGGCAUGAUGAGCAAUCUUAAGUUAGGGGUAGAUGUGGUAAGUGCCCACAAUCUCUUGCCUAAAGAUGGGUUUGGUUCAUCUAGUGCAUUCGUGGAGCUCAACUUUGAUGGCCAAAAGUUCCGUACCACCAUCAAAGAGAAGGACCUCAACCCAGUUUGGAAUGAGAGCUAUUACUUCAACAUAUCCGAUCCUUCCAACUUGUACUAUCUCACUCUUGAUGCCUAUAUCUACAAUAAUGUGAAGGAUACCAGCUCCAGGUCCUUCCUUGGGAAGAUUAGUCUCACCGGGACUUCUUUUGUUCCCUACUCUGAUGCUGUUGUCUUGCACUACCCUUUGGAAAAGCGUGGCAUCUUCUCACGUGUUAGGGGAGAGCUCGGCUUAAAAGUUUAUAUUACUGAUGACCCAUCCAUAAAUUCCUCAAUUCCAAUCCCCGCCGUUGAAUCCUUGUCAAAUAAGGAUCCAAACUUAAAUCAUGUGCAUGCCCAAACGGUGCCAAGUGCAGCCACAGGCACUCACUCUAACAACAAAGCUGAGUCAAGACACACCUUCCAUCAUCUCCCUAACCCAAAUGAUCACCAUCAUCGUCAAUCUUUUGCUCCAGAAGAUCCCCUUCAUCCACCCAAGUAUAGGGCUGAGGAAAUGAAAAUGGAACCACAGCCUCCAAAGCUAGUACGCAUGUACUCUGCAUCAUCGUCGCAACCCGUUGAGUAUGCACUGAAAGAGACAAGCCCUUUCCUUGGUGGUGGAAGAGUUGUUGGGGGCCGUAUCAUUCACAGAGACAAGACUGCUAGUACUUAUGAUCUUGUUGAACAAAUGCAUUUUCUCUAUGUACGAGUUGUUAAGGCUCGUGAUCUUCCUGCUAUGGAUGUUACAGGGAGUCUUGAUCCAUUUGUUGAAGUGAAAAUUGGAAAUUAUAAGGGGAUUACAAAACACUUUGAGAAGCAGCAAAAUCCAGUGUGGAAUCAGGUGUUUGCAUUUUCAAAGGAUCGGAUGCAAGCGUCUGUACUAGAAGUUGUGAUUAAGGACAAGGAUCUCGUCAAAGAUGACUUUGUAGGCCUUAUUAGGUUUGAUAUCAAUGAAAUUCCAUUGCGAGUUCCACCAGAUAGCCCUCUUGCUCCAGAGUGGUAUCGUCUUGAGGAUAAGAAGGGAGAGAAGAUUAAGGGUGAGCUGAUGCUUGCAGUCUGGAUAGGCACCCAAGCAGAUGAGGCUUUUUCUGAUGCAUGGCAUUCUGAUGCAGCUACACCUAUUGAUAGCACUCCAGCUGCUUCUGCUGCGAUACGUUCAAAAGUCUAUCAUGCACCACGGUUGUGGUAUGUCCGUGUCAACAUUAUUGAGGCACAAGACUUGGUUGCAACGGAGAAGAAUCGCUUCCCAGAUGUGUAUGCUAAAGCACAGAUAGGUAACCAGGUUUUGAAAACCAAAACUGUUCAAGCUCGGACUUUAAGUUCUCUUUGGAAUGAGGACCUUUUGUUUGUUGCUGCUGAACCCUUUGAAGAUCAUCUGGUCCUAUCAGUUGAGGAUCGUGUAGGUCCUGGCAAAGAUGAAAUCAUUGGAAGGGUCAUCAUACCAUUGAACUCUGUAGACAGGCGUGCUGAUGAUCGUAUGAUCCCUUCACGUUGGUUCAACCUAGAAAAGCCAGUUGCUGUGGACGUAGAUCAGUUGAAAAAAGAUAAGUUCUCCAGCCGUAUCCAUCUAAGAAUAUGUCUAGAUGGAGGAUACCAUGUUCUUGACGAGUCAACUCAUUACAGCAGUGAUCUCCGCCCUACAGCAAAGCAGCUCUGGAAGCCACCAAUUGGAGUUUUAGAACUUGGAAUAUUGAACGCUGCUGGACUUCACCCCAUGAAAACAAGAGAAGGAAGGGGCACAUCAGAUACAUAUUGUGUAGCAAAGUAUGCUCACAAAUGGGUCAGGACACGCACCAUUGUUGACAACCUUAGCCCAAAAUAUAAUGAGCAGUACACUUGGGAGGUGUUUGAUCCAGCUACAGUUCUCACUAUAUGUGUAUUUGACAACAGCCAGCUUGCUGAAAAGGGUUCAAAUGGUAACAAGGACCUCAAAAUUGGGAAGGUUCGCAUACGUAUCUCAACUCUUGAAGCAGGCCGGAUUUAUACGCACUCUUAUCCUUUGCUGGUUCUUCACCCUACCGGUGUUAAGAAGAUGGGGGAAUUGCAUUUGGCAUUACGGUUUUCAUGCACUUCAUUUGUGAACAUGUUUUACCUAUACUCUCGACCACUUCUACCAAAAAUGCAUUAUGUAAGGCCUUUUGGCCUAAUGCAGCUUGACAUGCUACGUCACCAAGCUGUCAACAUAGUGGCAGCAAGGCUAGGUCGAGCAGAGCCUCCACUUCGAAAGGAAGUGGUGGAAUACAUGUCAGAUGCAGACUCACACAUUUGGAGCAUGCGAAGAAGCAAGGCAAAUUUCUUUAGGCUAAUGUCAGUUUUCUCAGGAUUAUUUGCUGUUGGGAAAUGGUUUGGUGAUAUCUGCAUGUGGAGGAAUCCUAUCACGACAGUGCUAGUUCAUGUCCUCUUUCUUAUGCUUGUUUGUUUCCCAGAACUAAUUUUACCCACGGUUUUCCUGUACAUGUUUCUGAUUGGAGUGUGGAACAUCCGGUACCGGCCAAGAUAUCCUCCCCACAUGAACACAAAGCUCUCACAAGCUGAGGUGGUACAUCCUGAUGAGUUAGAUGAGGAAUUUGACACAUUCCCUACGAGCAGGAGCCCAGAGCUGGUGAGAAUGAGGUACGAUCGGCUGAGGAGCGUGGCUGGUCGAAUACAGACUGUGGUUGGUGAUGUGGCAACUCAGGGGGAGCGAAUUCAGAAUCUAUUAAGUUGGCGAGAUCCGCGUGCUACGGCCAUGUUUGUUACAUUCUGCCUUGUAGCUGCACUAGUGUUAUAUGUGACACCAUUCCAGGCGGUGGCAGCUUUGGCCGGGUUCUACAUAAUGAGGCAUCCGAGAUUUCGCCACAGGUCACCUUCAGCGCCUAUCAACUUCUUCCGUCGACUGCCUGCUAGGACGGAUAGUAUGCUGUAAAUUGGAGAUUGGUAUGUGUUGUGGCCUGGGGGUCUUAUAAUAAUGUUACUGCUUCCCCCAAGUUGGAAAUCGCUGUUGUCCUCGUGCAUGCAGUUUCUUUUUAUAUCCUGGCCUUGCACGUUGUUGCUGUCGAGAUGCCGAGGGACAAUAUCGAAUAAUUUGUAUCUUUCCUUUCUAGCUUUCAGUGUAAACUAAAGCGACGUUCGGAUUCAA
Molecule: messenger RNA, 3492 nt
Organism: Juglans microcarpa x Juglans regia
Lineage: Eukaryota; Viridiplantae; Streptophyta; Magnoliopsida; Fagales; Juglandaceae
Product: FT-interacting protein 7
Exons: 2
Coding region: 253-3279 (1008 amino acids)
Source: RefSeq, a predicted model, not a curated record